AUGGAAGCUUUCAAAGAUCUCAAAUUAUGCAUUUUGGGUUGUGGUAACCUGGGAAUUCCUAUUCUCAAGUCACUUCUGGAUAGCGCAGAAUCCAAAGACAACGCCCUUCCCAUCACUCAAUUCAUCGCAUGCGUUCGAAGUGAAAAGUCUGAAGAGGCCUUAAAGGCACGCUUCUCCAGCGCAGGAGACCAGCUCGUUGUUUCGAGAGGCGAUAACAUUGCUGCCCUACAAAGAUCGGAUGUCGUGGUACUGGGAGUAGAUCCCGCCGAUGUCGAAGAAGUUCUGUCCAAGCCGGGUACGAAAGAAGCUUUGAAAGACAAGCUUUUGAUCAGUGUGGCCGCAGGCUGGACCAGAGGCAAGCUGGAGGCUACGAUCUAUGGGAGCGAGACAACGUCCGAGAACACAGAGGGCCGGGCCUGGGUUAUUAGGACACUCCCCAACAUUGCAGCCAUGGUCUCGCAGUCACUCACUGCAAUCGAGAUCUCCGAGCCAGCAGUCCCGGCCAAGUACACGGAGCUUACCGAGGCCAUCUUCAACAAGAUUGGCAAGACGGUCAAAAUUGCGCCGAAACUGAUGAACGCCACGACUGCCGUUGGUGGCUCAACUCCAGCAUUCUUCGCGGUCAUCGCAGACGCGCUCAUUGACGCUUCUAUUGCUGUUGGUGUUCCUAGAGAUCUUGCACAGACUAUGAUCUUCCAGUCUAUGCUGGGAAGUGCGACGCUCAUGCAGAACGGUCUGCAACGGGGCAGCCUGAGAGAUCAAGGGACAUCACCGGAGGGAUGCACGAUUGGAGGACUAAUGGUUUUGGAGGAAGGAGCUGUAAGAGGGCAUCUUGGAAAGGCUUUGAGAGAGGCCGUGACAGUUGCUCGUCUCAUGGGCAGCGAUCCUCACCCGAAUGAUACCAGGCAUUACUUUGGAAAUUGGAUUACAAUGCAAGUCUUGCAUCUCCAGACAUCACGAUCCGCCACUGAGAAUUGCAUUUGGCACCACAUAAUAACUUCAAUGCUUUCAUAUCGUCUAUUGCCGUAUCAAUUGCUAUGUGUAUGCUGA
Molecule: messenger RNA, 1050 nt
Organism: Colletotrichum phormii
Lineage: Eukaryota; Fungi; Ascomycota; Sordariomycetes; Glomerellales; Glomerellaceae
Product: pyrroline-5-carboxylate reductase
Exons: 2
Coding region: 1-1050 (349 amino acids)
Biological process (GO): L-proline biosynthetic process
Molecular function (GO): pyrroline-5-carboxylate reductase activity
Source: RefSeq, a predicted model, not a curated record